Molecule: messenger RNA, 3548 nt
Organism: Xyrauchen texanus (razorback sucker)
Lineage: Eukaryota; Metazoa; Chordata; Actinopteri; Cypriniformes; Catostomidae
Product: ATP-dependent 6-phosphofructokinase, liver type-like
Exons: 22
Coding region: 132-2471 (779 amino acids)
Biological process (GO): fructose 6-phosphate metabolic process; canonical glycolysis; fructose 1,6-bisphosphate metabolic process
Cellular component (GO): 6-phosphofructokinase complex; cytoplasm; membrane
Molecular function (GO): fructose-6-phosphate binding; AMP binding; identical protein binding
Source: RefSeq, a predicted model, not a curated record
CGCCGCCGAGACAAUUCCGUGAGUUGUGUUUGCUACGUGCAGUGAAUGUGAAGGAAGCUUUCACAGGAGUCAGCGCGAAGGAAAAGCCUGUAUUUACCGCUUUUGAAUGUUCAUAUCUGUGAUAUUUCAUCAUGCAUGUAGACUUUGAGAAGCUGCGGAUGAGCGGCGCGGGGAAAGCCAUUGCUGUUCUCACGAGCGGAGGAGAUGCUCAAGGUAUGAAUGCUGCCGUUCGUGCUGUAACACGUAUGGGUAUCUAUGUGGGCGCCAAAGUUUACCUUAUAUAUGAGGGUUAUCAAGGCUUGGUAGAUGGAGUUGACCACAUCAAACUCGCCAACUGGCAGAGUGUCACCAACAUCAUUCAGCUUGGUGGCACAAUCAUUGGCAGUGCCCGCUGUAAGGCCUUCACCACACGAGAGGGGCGUCUAGCGGCGGCAUUUCACCUGGUCCAGCGAGGCAUUACGAAUCUGUGCGUUUGUGGAGGAGAUGGCAGUCUGACGGGAGCAAACAUCUUCCGCAGCGAGUGGAGCGACCUGCUGGCACAGCUGGUGACACAAGGGCGAAUCACAGAUACUCUGGCACAACAGCACACUCACCUGAACAUAGUGGGUCUCGUGGGCUCCAUCGAUAAUGAUUUCUGUGGGACUGACAUGACGAUCGGCGCUGAUUCUGCUCUGCAUCGAAUCAUGGAAGUUAUUGAUGCCAUCAUGACCACUGCACAAAGUCAUCAGAGAACGUUUGUGCUGGAGGUGAUGGGACGCCACUGCGGGUAUCUUGCGGUGGUGUCUGCUCUGGCGUCCGGCGCUGAUUGGCUCUUCAUCCCAGAAGCUCCACCAGAGGACGGUUGGGAGGAUCACAUGUGUGCUCGACUGGGAGAGAGUCGCAGUAAAGGAAAUCGUCUGAACAUCGUGAUCAUCGCAGAAGGAGCCAUCGACAAACGCGGCCAGCUGAUCUCAUCAAACUAUGUUAAAGAUCUUGUGGUUCAGAGGUUGGGUUACGACACACGUGUCACUGUUCUCGGUCACGUUCAGAGGGGAGGAACUCCGUCUGCAUUUGAUAGAGUUCUGAGCAGUAAGAUGGGUGUGGAGGCCGUGGUGGCGCUGUUAGAAGCCACUCCAGAGACUCCAGCGUGUGUCAUCGGCCUGUCGGGGAAUCAAGCCAUGCGGCUGCCGCUCAUGGAGUGUGUGAACAUGACGAAGGAGGUGCAGAAAGCCAUGAAUGAGGAGAGAUUUGAAGAGGCCAUUCAGCUGCGAGGAAAGAGUUUUGAGAACAACUGGAACACGUACAAGCUUCUAGCUCAUCAGAAACCUGCUCAAUCAAAGAGUAAUCACUCGAUGGCGAUUCUGAACGUUGGAGCUCCGGCCGCAGGGAUGAACGCCGCUGUGAGGUCAGCGGUCAGGGUGGGACUCGCUCAGGGUCACAGAGUUUACACCGUUCAUGACGGGUUUGAGGGGCUCGCCAAGGGAGCGUUGAUGGAGGUGCACUGGCAUGAUGUGGCCGGAUGGACGGGUCAGGGCGGGUCACUGCUGGGCACCAAACGAACUCUUCCCAACUCCUGUAUGGAGAACAUUGUGGCGAAUAUUGGAAAAUACGGCAUUCAGUCUCUGCUGGUGAUUGGUGGAUUUGAGGCGUAUGAAGGAGUUCUGCAGCUGGUUGAAGCUCGCGGCCGAUAUGAUGAACUCUGCAUCGCCAUGUGUGUGAUGCCUGCCACAAUCAGCAAUAACGUCCCGGGCACAGACUUCAGUUUGGGUGCAGACACGGCAGUGAACGCCGCCAUGGAGAGUUGUGAUAAAAUCAAGCAGUCUGCGUCAGGAACCAAACGGCGAGUCUUCAUCGUGGAAACCAUGGGGGGAUAUUGUGGUUACCUAGCAACCACUACAGGCAUCGCCGUGGGCGCAGACGCUGUGUACAUCUUUGAGGAGCCGUUCAACAUCCAUGAGCUCGAGACAAACGUGGAGCAUCUGACAGAAAAAAUGAAGAACGAUAUUCAGCGUGGACUCGUGCUGAGGAAUGAGAAGUCUCACAAGCACUACACGACCGAUUUCAUUCACAAUCUGUAUUCUGCCGAGGGGAAGGGCGUCUUCGACUGCAGGGUCAAUGUGCUGGGGCACCUGCAGCAGGGUGGGGUGCCAACACCGUUUGACAGGAAUUUUGGCACUAAACUGGGAGUGAAGGCUGUCCUGUGGCUCACAGAGAAGAUGAACGCUACUUACAGACAGGGCCGUGUGUUUGCGAACGCUCCCGACACCGCCUGUGUGAUUGGCAUGAAGAAGAAAGUGAUGUCAUUCAGUCCCGUCACAGAGCUCAAGUCACACACAGACUUCGAACACCGGAUGCCGAAGGAACAGUGGUGGUUGAACUUGCGGCCGAUGUUGAAGAUGUUGGCCAAAUAUCAGACCAGCUUUGACGAGUAUGUGACAGGAGAGAUCGAACACGUGACGCGUCGCUCCCUCAGCAUCGAGACUGGAUUUUGAAAGCUUGCAAACUCUCUCUGUGUGUGUCUCUCUUUCUCUCUCUCUCUCUCUCUCUCUCUCUGUGUGUCUCUCUUUCUCUCUCUCUCUGUGUCUCUCUCUCUGUGUGUCUCUCUCUCUCUCUCUCUCUGUGUGUCUCUCUCUCUCUCUCUCUCUGUGUGUCUCUCUCUCUCUCUGUGUGUCUCUCUCUGUGUGUCUCUCUCUCUCUCUCUCUCUGUGUGUCUCUCUCUCUCUCUGUGUGUCUCUCUCUCUCUGUGUCUCUCUCUGUGUGUCUCUCUCUCUCUCUCUGUCUCUGUCUCUCUGUGUCUCUGUCUAAAUGAACUCUGAAUACCUCUGAAUAAACGUAAUCCUGUAAUGUUCAUAACUGCAUUAAUGGUGCUUUAUUAAAACACUGUUAUUAACAGAACAGUCAUGAAUUAUUCUCAUCAUCAAAUGUGAAAAAUCUUUUUCUAUUUUCACAAAUAAGUAAAAUGCCAAGUUAACGUUAUAUCAAUGUCUUAUGAGUGAUUCAGCACAUGUGUUUUGUCUAGUAUUCAUUAUCUUUGAUCGUGAGUUAUAAUAUAUAUAAUGAAUCACAGUUUGCAUGAAAGAUAUUUGAUGUAUGUUUCAGAGAGGAAUGUGCACUAAUGCAGAAGGUUUGAAGAAAUGGUUUAUUGUGAAAUGUGCUGCUGAUCGGCUCUUGUAAUGAAUCCUGUCGUCUGAUGAUUAGUGCUUAUUGAAAUGAUCUUUUUGUGGUUGUGAAUUCCUUAUAUGUGCUUUUUCUCCAUAUUCCUCGACUCUUGUAGUUUCUUUAUUCCACUGAUCGUGUAUGAACGUGUUUUACUGAUGUAUUGAACGAGUCCUGUGUUUCUCAGUCUCUUAUUGACCCGUAGAAAUGCUAACCCAAAAUCAUGUUUACAGAUCUGUUCUGCAUGUGUGAUCCUUUAAAGAUGUGCUUCAGUGAGAAAACCUCAAAUAAAAACAUUGAUUUGCUGCUGAUUAACAGAAGUCUUGAGUGGGGAUUUAUGUACAUCAUUAUUAUGUUUUACGGUAAAGUAUGAAAUCUGCUUCUAGAUCAAGUGAAAAAAUUAAACGAAUUAA